UUUUUCUAUGUCUGUUUGUUUGUGCUCUUGCUCUGUAAACACUUCAACUGUUGAUAAUAUAUCAGCUGUUUUGGAUGUUUGUAAAAAUUUGCGAAUUUUUUCUAAAUAAGUAGUGAUUAUUCUGAAAUUUAAAAUGUCACACACACCUAGUUCUCUUUAUGAAAUAUGUUUGAAAGUUACUGUUGAGGACUCUGUUAAAGGAUGGCCCUACAAGUUAUGUGAAAAAGAACUUAGAAGUCUUCCAAAUAGUAUUUUGUUCGAUUGUUAUUAUGAGCUUUUUACAAGAGACCAUUUAUGCAUACUAGGCAGUGAACUUGGGGAUGUUAAAAUUCUUAAUAGACUCCUCUCUGUCACUUCUAAACGAACAAAAUUGUUAAAAAUGUAUCAAGCAUUACUUGACCAUGGAAAUAAAUGUUCAAGUAUUUCAACGACUUUAUUAUCCAAUUACGAGACACUUGCGAAUAUUUCCACAUCAAACCCAAAUGCACUUCUCAUAGAUGUUGGGAUAAGGAUAGCAACCUUUUUCAAUGAGGGGGGAUGGUAUGACAGCACUAUGGGGAUAACGGAAAUGGCAGAAAGUUUAUGUAAGGAUUUUCCUAGGGACGAAUCUAUAUUGAAGAAAUUAUUGGAGUGCUAUCAUAGGAGACUAUAUGCUCAGGUAAAUUACAAGGAAUUGAUUGAAGCUCAACGUACGAUGACGUUAAUUGAAGAAGUUAUGAAAGAGUUAGGGAAACUGGAUGCACUCCCUAACCUUGCUGCAAUUUAUUCCAACUUCUCUGGCUUUUACUACAUGAAAAGUGACUAUCCUAAGGCAGUUUCGUGGUCUCAGAAAGCCCUCAAAUCGCUCAACAAGGAUCUACCGACAAGAACCGUGAUCGAGGUGUUGAGACAGGCCUCCAAGUCCUGCAUAGUGAAGAGGUGCUUCAACCAAGCCGGGUUCCUAAUCAAGCAGGCGCUAAAUUUAGCGUCAAAACUCUACGCCAGGGAUGAGCAUCCUCAGUAUGCGGAUACAUUGAGCGAUUACGGUUUCUAUCUGUUGAAUUCCGAUUCCACCGAAGAGAGCGUCAGAAUUUAUGAGCAAGCUUUGGAAAUUAGGAAGUCGGUGUUUAAGAAAUAUAACAUAAAUGUUGCCCUUGCACACGAGGAUUUAGCCUAUGUUUUGUACGUCCACGAAUACAGUUCUGGAAGUUUCGCAACAGCAAGUGAGCAUGCCGAGCUGGCACUCAAAAUAAUGAACCGAAUAUUACACUCGGAUCACCUUCUCAUGGCUUCAGCCAAAAGAGUGAAGGCUCUCAUAAUAGAAGAAAUCGCCCUAGAUCUACCGGUGUUGGACAACGCCAACGUCCAAGAAAAGUAUCUCAGAGAGUCCGAAGAACUUCACAAAGAAGCCCUCGCCUCUUCGUUCAAAACGUUCGGCGAGAAAAACGUAUUGACCGCGAAGCAGUAUGGGAAUUUGGGCCGGUUGUAUCAAAGUAUGAAAAAGUUGGAGGAGGCGGAAAAGAUGCAUCUUAAAGCGAUCGCCAUCAAAGAAGAAUUGUUAGGACCGUACGACUACGAAGUAGCCUUGAGUGUUGGACAUUUAGCUUCGUUAUACAACUAUCAGAUGUGUCGUUUUAGUGACGCUGAGAAAUUAUACAAGAGGUCUAUCGAAAUCAACGUGGAUUUGUUCGGAGAGGCUUAUUCUGGUUUAGAAUAUGACUAUAGAGGAAUUACGCAUGUUUAUGUGAAAUUAUCCGAUACACACAACGUUCACGUCUAUGAACAGAAAAUGAGGGAGUGGAGGAGACUACGUAGACAAGCUAGAGCGGAGGAAAAUAACAAUGAAAUUUUGCCUGUGGACCAAAUUGUAGAUACUUACUUUACCAUGUGUUAGGUUUGUCUAGUCAUUUUUUAAAUCGUAAUUUAUCUACGCUGAAUCCUUAACAUCAAAUCAUUUUCAAUCUGAGUUAUUAACAAUUAGAGUUUGAAUUCUUUCAUGCAAUUUUGCUUUCUUAUUAUUAUUAAUAAUAAUAAAGAUGACUGCCCGCAGCCUGUAUAUCAGAAUACAUGCACACGAUUAUGUUUGCAUAAUACAUCUAUAAUAUUCUAAGACGCUGAGGGGAAAUCCGGAAUGCCACUUCAAUUUGAUAAUUAUAUAUAAUUGCCAGUUGAAAAUGGCAAUUUCCUUGUAUAAUUGUCAGUUUGAAAUGUCAAUUAUGUAUAAUUGUCAGUUUGAUAUGUCAAUUAUGUAUAAUUGUCAGUUUGAGAUGUCAAUUCUGCAUAAUUGUCAGUUUGAGAUGCCAAUUAUGUAUAAUUGUCAGUUCGAGAUGUCAAUUAUGCAUAAUUGUCAGUUUGAGAUGUCAAUUAUGUAUAAUUGUCAUUUUGAAAUGCCAAUUAUGUAUAAGUUUCAGUUUGAGAUGUCAUUUAUAUAUAUUAUUGUCAGUUUGAGAUGUCAAUUAUGUAUAAUUGUCAGUUUGAAAUGCCAAUUAUGUAUAAUUGUCCGUUUGAAAUGCUGAUUAUGUAUAAUUGUCAGUUUGAGAUGUCAAUUAUGUAUAAUUGUCAGUUAUAAAUAAUUUCCAGUUGGAAAUGGCAAUUAGUGUGUACCUACUGGAAAUUUUGUUCAAACUGGCAAUUAUAAUUUUUUUUCUUUAAGUCCGCUCAGCUCUUCCGUAAAAAUAUGAUCUGGUUUCUAUUAGUGUAUUAUUUAUAGUGAGUGUCAAUUGGCUGAACUCGAAAAUAAUCCCAGUUGGCUACAAAAUGAUAGUGCUCUUAAUAAUGUGUAUAUAUAAAUCAAUAAAAUGAAAUCUAUUAACGUUAUGAUCGAUCAUAUGAAAUUGAUACAUGUUUUUGUCAGUUUCUUAUGAAACUUGAAUAUGGGAGUGAAUUCAUGGUGAAGCAUUUUAUUCUUUCGUACCUUUUUUAAAAUUUUCUUCAAAAUAGUAAAGUCUGAAGUCAGCAUCGCUUCCAACCCCACCUGUGUUCAAAUUUGGAAGUUGUUCAAAAUUGGGCUUAAAUUCCUGAAAACAAUCACGGUGAAAAACUGAUUUAUAUAGAUUUAAUAAUUCUUUUUUUUCUUCAUCAGUUCAAUCGAGUGAAUUUAUAUAUUCGAUUUUAUUUGUUGAUCAUGUUCCGAGUGAUCAUAUGAUUUAAACUUAAAAUGUGACACGGACUUUUUCCAUCACAUUAUCAAAAAAAAAAAAAAAACGAUUAGUUGUAAUGUUCUAGACACUCAAGUUAAUAUUAUAAUAACCGAUUCCCACAGAAUUCUGUUAGAAAUUUUAUUGAAAUGAGUAUAUUUACAAUAUUUGUAAACCAUUCCAAAUGCUUUUAUCUAUUCUCCGUUUAUUGUGAUAAGUAGUCUUAUGUUUGAUAAGAAAGUUUAUGUUGAAAUUGAAGUAAUGCAAAAUAUAAGUUUAAAAUCUA
Messenger RNA from Coccinella septempunctata (seven-spotted ladybird), 3402 nucleotides. RefSeq names its product amyloid protein-binding protein 2 (gene Pat1). The transcript has 6 exons. The coding region runs from base 134 to 1873 and encodes 579 amino acids. Gene Ontology annotation, molecular function: protein binding. NCBI's taxonomy places the organism in Eukaryota, Metazoa, Arthropoda, Insecta, Coleoptera, Coccinellidae. The record is from RefSeq and is a predicted model, not a curated record. Gene Ontology annotation, biological process: intracellular protein transport.